CGUAAACAUUGGUCUCCACUCUAAUUUAGAAAAACGUUUAAAAGACUAAAAAAAUACCAACAAAACAAAAUUAACAAAACCCAUCUGAAGAGAUCAGAAUCUUCCUUGUCAUCCAAAGUUUUUGGAACAGCCAAAUAAUCUUUUGUUUGUCCGAGAAAAAACAUCAUAAAGUUAAAAGGGAAUAUUGACCAAAGACAUGGGAACAUAUAAAGCUGAAGACGAUUACGACUACCUCUUCAAGGUUGUCUUAACAGGAGAUUCCGGUGUCGGAAAAUCAAAUCUGCUCUCCCGUUUCACCAAAAACGAUUUCAGCCACGACUCACGCUCGACCAUUGGCGUCGAAUUCGCCACACGAAGCAUCAAAGUCGACGACAAGAUUGUCAAAGCUCAAAUAUGGGAUACUGCUGGCCAAGAAAGGUAUCGAGCCAUCACAAGCGCUUAUUAUCGAGGAGCUGUUGGUGCGUUAUUGGUCUACGACGUGACACGACACGUGACAUUCGAGAACGUUGCGAGAUGGCUUAAGGAGCUAAGGGACCACACGGACGCAAACACUGUGAUUAUGCUCGUAGGUAACAAAGCUGAUCUGUGUCACCUUCGAGCCAUCUCAACUGAAGAAGUGAAAGCUUUUGCAGAGAGAGAGAACACUUUCUUCAUGGAGACUUCAGCACUCGAAGCUUUAAACGUCGAAAACGCUUUCACAGAGGUUCUCACACAGAUUUACAGAGUCGUUAGCAAGAAGGCCCUUGAUGCUGGAGAUGAUCCAACCACUGCUUUGCCCAGAGGACAAAUGAUCAAUGUUGGAAGCAGAGAUGAUGUUUCAGCCGUCAAGAAAUCGGGUUGCUGCUCGACAUAGCAUAAAUGAGUUUUCCCUCUCCUUUUUUCAUCACUUUACGAUGAAAUGUGGAAACGUUGCAGAUUGAAUCAAAUGUGAACUACUUUGAUAUAGUGUAAUUUGAAUACAUAAUUACCGUUUUAGCAUGGAGCCUGUGACUGGGAAGAAAAUUGUUACUGAAAUGUGAAAUCACAGGCCCAAAGAUUCAGAAUUUGUUUACCAUAAAGCCCAUCA
Molecule: messenger RNA, 1066 nt
Organism: Thlaspi arvense
Lineage: Eukaryota; Viridiplantae; Streptophyta; Magnoliopsida; Brassicales; Brassicaceae
Source: the annotation of a GenBank genome assembly